AUGUCCACUCCAAUUCAACAGUCUCAACUCCGUCAGAGCGUUACCUACGACGAGCCUACCACACCCCCGAAUAGGAAUCUCGAAGUACAUAUUCCUGGUAGUGACAGUACAAUUGAGCAGGAGUCACUGCAUUCAGGAAGCCCUCCACCCAAAGCUUCAGAAAGUCCUACUAUACAUGUCAGUCGCGAUGAGUGGGAGGCUGCUCUAUCUCUUAUCCUACUUCAUCAGCAUACUACCUACGCAGAUGAAAACAAUAUUCCACGAGAGGUCCUUCGCACCACAUAUGUCAACAGGUUCGGAAAUACUUGCUCAGAAGAUGACUUGUCAGAAGCAGCAGCCAAAGCCAUUGCAACAACCCCUACAGGAUUCAACUGUGAGGAUCUGCGCUGGCUUAUCUGGGCAGUGAAACAGAUGGGAACCGUGGUAAAUGCUGAUCAUUUCAGGCUGCUGGCGCGUGACUUCAGUACUCGUUACCCAAACAAGCAGGUCACUGCUGAGCAGCUGUACUACAAGUGGGCUACUUGGCAUGAGGAGAUGAGUCGGGCUGACGGACCUUUGAUAAGGGGAGAAAGGGUAAUUGGGUAG
Molecule: messenger RNA, 585 nt
Organism: Morchella importuna
Lineage: Eukaryota; Fungi; Ascomycota; Pezizomycetes; Pezizales; Morchellaceae
Exons: 2
Coding region: 1-585 (194 amino acids)
Source: RefSeq, a predicted model, not a curated record